AUGAUCCACGACCCUCAUGUUGAUGCCUUCCAGCCGCCAGAGGGCGACCGCGACAGGCGCGACGUCGGCCGCAAGAGCGGAGCCAUCAAGGAUGAUAAGGAAUCUGUCGGAAUCAAUAUGCGCAACGGAGAUGAGGUGAUGUCGGACUCGUCAGGUCGCCUUCAUGAUGCUCACUCCGGGAUGGGAGUCUCCGAAGAAGAGAUCUGCCUCUAC
This is a messenger RNA of Mesorhabditis spiculigera, 213 nucleotides long. The record is from the annotation of a GenBank genome assembly. Lineage: Eukaryota; Metazoa; Nematoda; Chromadorea; Rhabditida; Rhabditidae.